GUUUGGGGGUUGCUUCCGUUACUAACCACUUCCUCUUAUGUACUUGGAAGGCGGGUCUACGUUCUUUUUUGUUCAAGGUUUUAAAGCUUUGCGGCCAUUAUUUUUCUAGUUUGUGCCAGUUUUGCGCGAGGGAUCCCUCAAAAUGGUGAAAUUGUUUGUUGGAAACCUGCCACCAAAAGCAACAGAAGAUGAUCUCAGGAGUUUAUUUGAAAAGUAUGGGAAGGUAUCAGAGUGUGACAUCAUCAAAAACUAUGGCUUUGUACACAUGAAAGACAAAAGGGAUGCUGAUGAAGCUAUUAAAGGCCUGAAUCGGUACAAACUUCAUGGUGUUAACAUCAAUGUAGAAGCUAGCAAGAGCAAACCAAAAACGUCGACCAAGCUACACGUUGGAAAUGUUAGCAAGUCCUGCAGUGUGGAAGAGCUGCAAGCAAAAUUCGAGGAGUACGGCCCUGUAAUAGAAUGUGAUAUUAUAAAGGAUUAUGCGUUUGUGCACCUGGAAAGAUCCGAAGAUGCAAUAGAGGCAAUCAAAGGCCUUGACAACACAGAAUUCAAAGGCAAAAAACUUCGUGUACAGUUGUCCACGAGUCGACUUCGGACUACACCAGGGAUGGGCGACAAGACCGGCUGCUAUCGGUGUGGAAAAGAUGGGCACUGGUCCAAAGAGUGUCCCAUGUAUCAAAAAGACGGAACUAGCUCUGUGGGCCAGUCUGCCAGCUACUCUUCCAGCUCUAAUGAUCGUAUUCCAACUGUCAGACCUUCUCCAUACCAGUCUGUGUAUGGAGAUGAUCCCUUUUAUGAUGGGCAUGACAGAGUCCGUAUUUCUGAUUAUUAUGAGAGAUUUCGUGUGAGGCCAUAUGAUUCUGAAUAUGAAUUGUAUUCACAGCGACGGUUAAACCCCUAUGAGGUGUCUCAGUCUGCAACGUUGAGACAGCUCUCUUCUAACCUUGGCCUUUAUGAGAGAAGGCGUUUGCCUCCCCCUGUCACAUCCAGUCAUUACGAGCGGGACAGGAGUCCCUUGCGUUCCCAGUCAAGUUUGAGUACUACCAGAGAAAAUGGCUACGUUUUGGAACGCACUCGUCUUUCUCCGAUCCCGUCGGUGUCCAGGAGUUCUCUCUAUGAUUUGCCACGCUCUUAUUUGGAACGGUCGUUGUAUUAGCUCUUCAAGGUGAGCUUAUUGCAGGUUAAACUGUUUGCGUGCUGAUCUUCUGUUAAUUUUUCGCGAGCGUUCGUUUGUAAGCCACGCGAAUUGCAUCCACCUGCUGUUCUGUCUGAAACAUGAUUUUGCGUGAAUUUUUAAAUGGACAUUUAAGCAUUUUGGAGAGUCUAGAUUCAGUUUUCUACAGACUUUGCAAAGGAGGUUUUCCCCUCACAUCACUGCUGAAUCUUGUGUACACAUUUGGCAGGAAAAAUUUUGUUGCCAUAAAUUGAUUAAACUUGUUGAAUUUCAAAACCUACUUACCUUCUGCAAGAUUCUGUUUUUAAGUGGGAGUGGGUGAGCAUUUAGCUUUGCCUGCAAUUGCAUUUUAAUGUGUAUUCUUGGGAUAAAAAAAUGCAUUAUUGUAAAGUUUGAAUAUAUUGUACGUUUUAUCUUAAAACAGGGUUAGAGAUUGUCUUAAAAUUAGUCUAUUUCAGCUUCCUUCUGUUGGCAACAGAAUAAAAGUCUUUUGAAAUUGAUUUUUUUGUGCCUUUAAAUCAAGCUUCCAUUGCUUUGAAAUGCAAGCAUUUAUUUUGUAGCAUUUUCAUGUAAAACCGGUUCAAGCUUAAUGCCUGAAGCACAAAGACAAGUAGGUAAUAAAAUUUCAUUAUAAACAGUUUUCUUACUUAAGUCUGGGAUGCAAAGAAGUUGCAAUUUGAAGUUGACAGAUUCAUUGCUGUUAAAUUUAUGUAUUACUUUAAGCAGACUUGACCAAAAGAUGUAUCUACCCCACCCUCACUUUUGGGCUACAAUAAAUGUAUCCAUUUCUGUUUCAGCCACA
This is a messenger RNA of Protopterus annectens (West African lungfish), 1976 nucleotides long. Its product is annotated as RNA-binding protein 4-like. The record is from RefSeq and is a predicted model, not a curated record. Bases 143 to 1156 code for a protein of 337 amino acids. Lineage: Eukaryota; Metazoa; Chordata; Ceratodontiformes; Protopteridae. The transcript is spliced from 4 exons. Gene Ontology annotation, cellular component: cytosol; nuclear speck. Gene Ontology annotation, molecular function: zinc ion binding; mRNA binding. Gene Ontology annotation, biological process: mRNA splicing, via spliceosome.